Messenger RNA from Culicoides brevitarsis, 1047 nucleotides. RefSeq names its product ras suppressor protein 1 (gene ics). The record is from RefSeq and is a predicted model, not a curated record. The coding region runs from base 8 to 856 and encodes 282 amino acids. Gene Ontology annotation, molecular function: protein binding. The transcript is spliced from 5 exons. Lineage: Eukaryota; Metazoa; Arthropoda; Insecta; Diptera; Ceratopogonidae.
CAAAAAAAUGAGUCAACAAUGCUUACCGACCAAUCAAAAAAUGCAAAAGCUGCGAAAAGUGCUGCAGGAAGCUCGGGAGACGCAGAAUCGCGAGUUAGAUCUCGUCGAUAAGGGCAUUUCGUCCUUUGACGACAUCUCUGGUGUCCUGAACAUGACUUUCCUGACUCGCAUCACCUUGAGUCACAACAAACUCACCAUGCUGCCUCCGGGAAUUGCCAAUCUCGUGAAUUUGGAAAUUCUGAACUGCUCGAACAACCAUCUGGAAGAGUUGCCGUUGUCGUUGUCGUCGAUGCCAAAGUUGCGGAUCCUCAAUUGCUCGAUAAAUCGACUAAAUACGCUGCCACGAGGCUUCGGGGCCUUUCCUGUGUUGGAAGUGCUCGACUUGUCGUACAAUAAUUUGAGCGAACACACACUGCCAGGCAACUUUUUCAUGAUGGAGACCUUGCGGGCGUUGUACUUGGGCGAUAAUGACUUUGAGUUUUUGCCUCCAGAGGUGAAAAAUUUGAAGAAUUUGCAAAUUCUUGGACUUCGUGACAACGAUUUAUUGGCGAUACCAAAGGAAAUUGGGGAAUUGACGCGUUUGAGAGAGCUUCAUAUCCAAAAUAAUCGUCUUACUGUGCUUCCUCCAGAGAUCGGCAAUUUGGAUCUUUUGAGUCAAAAAUCACUCCUCAAGAUGGAAGAAAAUCCAUGGGUAGCGCCAAUUGCUGAGCAAUAUCUCGUCGGAAUCAGUCACGUGUUGGACUACAUCAAGACAGAUACAUACAAAAUUUUAUACAACCGCCAUGUCCAAGCGAACAAAGGCGACGUUCUGCCAAAAGCUGACAAGUCAAAGAAAGCAUCGAGAGCCCGUUCUUAAAAACGCAUAAUUUCAUCUGUAGCAUUUUAAUCAACAAAUUAACUGACCUCUAAUCAACGAAUUAACAAAGAAACUUUUUUUUAAGCCGUCGUAACAAAUUGUGGAAAAUAUUAUUCGAGUACAACUAACACCAUUAAGUAUUAAAGUAAAGCCGUAAAGACCCAAAUGCGAGUUUGGGCAAAAAAAAAUAA